AUGCAAGACAAAGGGCGUCAGGUCAAUGCUGAGCCUUACGCGUGGCCGCAUGACGGUCGGCUGAACCCGCAGACAACGGCUCUAGUAGUCGUAGACAUGCAACGCGAUUUUUGUGAAGAAGGCGGCUACCUGUCUCACCAAGGAUACGAUAUAGGACAUACGAGAGCCAUCAUUCCGAACAUCAAAAGGCUUUUGGCUUCAUGCAGGACCAAAGGCUUUCCUAUCUUCCAUACUCGUGAAGGACAUAGAGCCGAUCUGUCCGAUCUUCCGCCUAGGGAGCUUUUCAGGUCGCGCAACAACCCAUCUGGGCUGGGAAUAGGCGAUGAAGGCCCGCUUGGACGGCUUCUGGUUCGUGGCGAGGCAGGACACGAAAUCGUCAAAGAAUUGUGCCCUCGGCAAGGCGAACCGGUGAUUGACAAGCCAGGAAAAGGCGCCUUCACGAACACAGAUUUUGAUCUCUUACUGAGGGUCAAGCGCAUUCGCAAUCUCAUCAUUUGCGGCGUGACUACAGAUGUCUGUGUGCAUACGACGAUGCGCGAGGCGAAUGACCGAGCUCUGGAUUGCUUGCUGGUAGAGGAGUGCUGUGCUGCAAGUGAGGAGCAUCUACAUCGCGCUGCGGUAGAGAUGGUUCGGACUGAGGGCGGCGCGUUUGGCGCUACGGGUUUCUUAGAGAAUGUUCUGAAAGCCAUCGAAGAUUGAACGAUGCA
This is a messenger RNA of Pseudocercospora fijiensis CIRAD86, 707 nucleotides long. RefSeq lists its product as uncharacterized. Lineage: Eukaryota; Fungi; Ascomycota; Dothideomycetes; Mycosphaerellales; Mycosphaerellaceae. The transcript has 2 exons. The record is from RefSeq and is a predicted model, not a curated record. Bases 1 to 699 code for a protein of 232 amino acids.